AGUAUGUUGUCUCGAAAUUUCGAUAGAAGACUCGAAUACUCUUUCUGUGCGUCACCUCAUUUCGAGCGGAUAUAAAAGCGCGCCACCAAGACGCCUAGACUCAGUAAACGUGCAACUGACAACGAAUAAACUUUAUAAGCAAAAAUCGAAGUAUCGAAGCAGUGUUGAAAGAUUUUAAAAUUCGAAAAAAAAAAAAAAGGAAACAUUUUGAAUAAAAACAUAGAUGAGAAUAAGAAUGUCUCUAAUACCAAGAUUAUUUUCACAUUGGUGGGAAACGUUGGAACAACCACAUAGAUUGAGGGGUCAACGUUUUGGUAUGGGAAUCAAUCCAGAAGAAUUUUUGCAACCAUCCGUGUUAGAAAGAUUGGAGGAUAGAAGAUGGUCACCGCUAUUAGCAUCACCAUCAUCAUUUUACAACUAUUAUCGACCAUGGGCUGAUCUCUUACGUGACGAAGAUACCGGUGGUUGGUCUGUCGUUAAAAAUGACAAGGAUAAAUUUCACGUGACUUUGGAUGUUCAACAUUUUAAGCCUGAUGAAAUUAACGUCAAAAUUGUCGAUAAUUACAUCAUCGUUGAAGGCAAACAUGAAGAAAAAGAAGAUGAACACGGUAUCAUUUCGAGACAGUUCGUUCGAAAAUAUUUAAUACCCGACCAAUGUGAUCCUGAAAAAGCAACAAGUUCCUUAUCAUCCGAUGGUGUCCUCACGAUAACAGCACCUAGGAAACCAGAGGCUAUUGAAGAAAAGAAGGAACGAGUUAUUAAAAUCGAACAUACUGGAAAACCAGCUUUGGAAAAUGAAGAGGAGAAGAAGUCUGCUAUUAAACAAUGAACAAAAAAAUAUUAA
Messenger RNA from Polistes dominula (European paper wasp), 844 nucleotides. RefSeq names its product protein lethal(2)essential for life. Gene Ontology annotation, biological process: response to heat; protein refolding. NCBI's taxonomy places the organism in Eukaryota, Metazoa, Arthropoda, Insecta, Hymenoptera, Vespidae. Gene Ontology annotation, cellular component: cytoplasm; nucleus. The record is from RefSeq and is a predicted model, not a curated record.